AUGUGCCUUUUUAAGCCUGAGACUGCUCAGACCACCGAGACCGAUUCCUCAUCUCCCUCAUCUCAGACCGAAUCUCAUGGAGGAUCAAAGGCAGAGGCUCGCCGGCGCAACGUCCAAGAAAAGAAGUUCAAGCUGGAAGAAAUGCUACAGACAGCUGCAGCUGCCACCAAAGCGGCGUCCACUACCACUAUGAAGAGGCGAAUCCGUCAGCGGCUCCACAAGAAGUUGGGCACUGUGCUCUCCAAGAAAGAUUUUGCCUCAGCCAUGGAACGUUUCAAGCUGUUGGAGCAGCUUGGCCUAGCUUGGCCCAGCUUGUCUCGGUUUGGCUUCGGUCGCGAAGCCAACCUGAAGCCAACAUAA
This is a messenger RNA of Cladocopium goreaui, 360 nucleotides long. Lineage: Eukaryota; Dinophyceae; Suessiales; Symbiodiniaceae. The record is from the annotation of a GenBank genome assembly.